AUCUGAAAGAACAAUAAGAUACGUAUGUACGGGUAUAUGUAUAUAUUAUAUAAGCGAGGUAUCGUCGGAUAGGAAAGCAUGAUUUAGGCGAUAAGGAAAUGAAUUUUUCUUCUUCUUCUUCUUCUUCUUAACUCGUCGACUUGACUCGAGGUCGUAGAGAAUCCGGCGUUUGCGCGUGAAACCGCGCGUGGAAAAGCGCCGACGUAAGUCGGACAUUAUGUGUUAGGGUAGGGGGAUCAUGGCAACCCUCUUUCCCUUUUGGAACGUGCGCGUUUCUCGGCAUCAGCACGUGGCAUCAAAGGGAUAGAAUAUACCGGGGGGGUGGUCGCGCAAACGGCGACGACCCUCGCUCGUCGUCGCUGCUGCUCGCGCGCGAGCGAGCGAACACGGCCGAGUAAACGGUGCCUCCUCCUUUCAAAAAGAGAAAAUAUCUUUUCUUUCCGUUUUUAAAGAAAAUCGUUGAAAAGCGUAGUUGCCAUGUGUCGUUACUCUCCUUCUUUCUUUUUUUUAUUUUUUCUUCGUUUUCUCACUUUUUUCUUUUUUCCUUAUUCUCGCUUCUUUCACUUUUUCUCUUCUUUUUGAAAAAAAGAAUAAAAGAAAAGGUAGAAAUAUAGUAAUAUCUUUCGAAUCUUUCGAUCUAAAAUUCUCGCGAGUGAAAUUUCAUGUGUCCAAACGGCGAUGUUGACUACGAAGAUCGAGCCUGUAACAAUCGCGUGAUCGACAUCGAUCUAUCCUUGUGGGGGGAGAGAGAAUCUGUUCCAAGAGGAAAUAAAUUCACGUAGGAGAAAGGGGAGGAAUGGGCCCUUGGGCCUUUGGCGUCCCUCUCAUCCUUGCCUGCGCUUUGGGCCUUCUUCUUAACGUCUACGUUCUGCUCGUUGUUCUUGGUCUUGGUAAACAGACGCAGCAGCAGCAAACGGCAAAUACGUUGCUACUGAUUCAUCUUGGCGCGGUCGAGGCAGCCGUGUGUUUGAUAUUACUGAUCUUUACUACUACACCUUGGCCAAUAGCCGGCAGUUGGUGCGUAUUUCAUGGCUUUCUCUUAGCCCUUUUACAUCCCGUCGCAUUGUGGACCGUCACGGGACUGAACUGCGAUCGAUAUUACGCUAUCGCCGCGCCGUUGCAUUACGCGGCACUGGUAUCACCCCGACGAGUGAACCUCGGUUUGGCAGCUUCCUGGACGGGAGCCCUUCUCUUGUCUCUACCACCGUUCUCCGGCCUGGUACCACCUUACAGAUACAGUCCAGGCUUAGGCUGUUGUGCACCAGAUUUUGGAAACGGAAGUUGGGGUUCUGCAGCUGCACUUUACGGCGCGGUUUACGCGAUUCUCGGCUUGGCAUUGCCGGCGAUUCUCGUGACGGUCUGCAAUUUGCGAGUCCUCGGUAUAGCGCGUUAUCAUCGGCAUCGUAUCGCUAGUGCAAUCUACGAGGUCACAUUAAGCGCCCAAGUGACCAUCACCCAUCAGCGAAAUCCAUUUUUCGUGCCCACGGUCACGGCACCCUCGGCCGGUGGUCCUCCUCGUUUUCAUAGCGCUGCGAGCACGGUGAUGCAACUAGUUGGUUCGCUCUAUUUGCUGUACUUUCCCUACUGCGGAUUUAUACUUUGGGAAUCCUGCGGUGUCGGCGAUCAAGAUCGUCUCCAGGCGCAUCCUCGACUAGCCUCCUUGGCAUCUCUCCUUCUUGCCUGUUCUCCGCCGAUCAACGGUCUCCUCUACGGUCUGAAAUCGCAAACUCUGAGACGAUCCGUGCAAAAUUAUUGGCGAAAAAAGGCGACCAAGUCCGAAUUGCAACAGGAGAUACAGGCAAGAACGCCUAGCGUGGCGGGCUCAAGAAGACCGUCGGGAAGUGGUACCGGAUCGUUCUUUCCAUUUCCUCCGUUACAACGACGUCUUAGCGAAGCACUAUUGGCGAUUGGUAACUGCAGAUCGGGAAAUAGCAUCGAACACGGUAAUCUCAAUUAUCAUCGUACGAGAUUACAGCCUGCGGCUUCGUGUAACACGCUUAGAGUACCAUCGGCGGAAUCAGGUAAAGAAUCAAAACAUUUUCAAAAGAUGUUCAAAAUGAAAUCUCACGAUCAUCGAUUCGAAGGCGAAACUGGGAAAUUGGUGAGGUCCAGUGCUAGCGCGGCGAGUCUAAUGGGGCCACAUUAUCGAGGCGAUUUCGCAACGGGCAACGAGAUUGGAACUGGUUGUUCCAUCGGUAUGAACGAAACGCCCAGACAAAGUCCAAGGAUUCUUAUAACGCGUGCUUGCAGCGAGGAGAGCCAAAACGGUGGGAGUCCUCUUCUUCGUAAAUCUCAUCCCUCGAACUCGGCUCAUCAUCCACCCUGCGAAAAACGUAGAUGGAGAUAUUGUAGUACCGGAAGCGAUAGUAGCACUGGGAGUAGCGAAACAAACGUUUGGACGACUGGCGUUGUUGCUCACAAAAUGGGGAAGAAUAAUUUGAAAAGUAUGACGGAUGUUUGGCCGGCGAGCCGACGAUUGAUACGCGUGAGAACUCUCGAGGAGGAUUCACUUUCAACUGGCAUCAGGCCGAACAAUAACAAUAACAACAACAACAACAACAACAACAACAACAACAGCGAGAGUAGCGAUACGACGGAUAACACAGCGACGACGACGACGACGACGACGACGACUUUACCGAUCAAGACGCAAAUGUUCGAGGACGGAGAGGAGGAUAUUGAUACGAGGAUGAGAAAGGGAUCGAGGAAAAAUGAAGAGAGGAAUCAAAGCGAGAGCGAGAACAGUUGGAGCAGCGUCGAAGAGAUCGAAACGAAAGAGGUGAUUGGAAAAAGGGGAGAGGAAGAAAUUGGUCGAAAGGACGAGGAAAAAAGAUCGAAGAAAAGAGAAAAGUCGGGAGCAUCUCGCAGGAGGAGAAGAAUAAAGCAAGGGGAUAAUUCUGACGUGUCCGAAGAUCGAGAUGACGUGGCGGCACAAAUGAGGCCACUCUUAUUGGAUAGAUCGUUUCAUCCGUAAAUCCCGCGAUUUUUUUUCCCCCGAUUCGUCCAGGUUUGGAGCUAAAGACGGAACUGUAAAGACCGGCAGAAUAGUUAUCGACUGAUCGACGAUGAUAAAUGGCGAAUUCAAUGUGAACGAUACGAGGAGAAUGAAUGCGUAUCCGUUUAAUCGCAACCCACAUAUUCCUUAACGCACAAAAACAUCGUUAUUCGUUUCGCUCUCGCAUAACUGAAAAUAGUAUGUCGAUCGAUCCUAUGCGCCCCUAUUUAUUUUAUCUUAUUUCAAUGAGAAAACGUUGGACGUUCUCGCGUACGUUGUCUCUUCGAAAGUCGUCUUUUUCUCAAAUAUCCUAUAUUUCGAACGUAUAGCUCGGACCGAUAUACCUAUACUAUUUAUUCAAUUACGAUUGAACAGGUUUUUUGAAGAAAUCGACUUUCGAUUAUAUGGAAAAAAUCGUCGAAAAUUUCGCCUUUGGCCUAUUACCGAAUAUAUCGUUCUGGAAAUGAUAUAUUUCUUCCUGUCCAGCAUCGGGAGAGGAGGCGAGGGCGAUCCCGAUGGCCUCGACUUUCUCGAGGAAAGUACUAUAAACCGAUAUCUCUGUGUGUCCUCGUGUUUGGAACGCAAAGAAAAUAAGAACCGCGUAGGAGUUUGAGAGAAAGCGAACGAUCUAUAGUUCCUAUAGAUCAUGAGGUAACUCGACCAUUGUUGGAAAAGACGCUUAAUCGUUAAUCGAUCGAUUGUGCACUAUACUUGCUCUUUUCUUUUUUUUUUUUGUUUUUUUUUUUCUUUCUUUUCAACGGCUGCCGCCUCGUAAAGAAAAAGAAAAAAAAGUACGUCUCAAGAUACGUACAAUACAAUCGACGGAUUAUUAAUCGAGAAAGUAUUCCGAUUGGAAAGGAUCUUCUAUAAUAGAUUAUAGAAUAUUACCUUAAGAUCUUGAUAAAAUCGUAUAUAUCGUCUAUUAUCGGUGCGUUUUAAGCGCUAAUAGCGAACUCUUCCUUCCUUCCACGUAAUCGACUCGAAUAUCAGAGAACGAUAAGACAAUAGAGGAGAAACAAUAGCUAUUGGAAAGUUCCAAAUCAUUGACCACUUCGUAGUUUAAGUAACGUAGAGACAUCGUUCCCUAUCCGACGAAUUCGAGAAGAGGAGUCAUUUUUAGACGCUAUCUUGAUAUUACAUCGUCUGAUCGAUGUUCGAGGCAAUCGCUUGGCACAAGGUCAAACGAUCCUUCUAUCGCGUGCUAUUAGUCCCUUAAUAAUCUUUUAAUGACACCUAAUAUAUGUAUAUGUAUGUAUGUAUGUAUGUGUAUAUAUAUAUAUAUAUAUAUAUAUAUUUACACACACACAUGUUAACUGGCUGUAACAACGUUCGUAAUGACUUAAAAAAUAAUCAUUUCGUGUUAAGCCAAAAGAGAGUUUCGUUAUAAUUGUAUUUGCUCGGUCGAUCGUUAAACGAAAUGAUAAGAAUUACGUGUUAAUGAGAAACUCAUGGAUGUCGUCGACCUAAAUCAUCGGCAUAAAUGUAAUGUUCGACUUUUUUCGUAGUUAUUAAUAUUUAACCGAAGAAAGAACGAAGGUGGCGCCGAUACGUUCCUACAGCGAGUCUAUGAAAAAUAUGAAAUAAAUAAAUAAAAAGAAAAGAAAAAUAGAGGAAAAGGGAAAAGGAAGGAAAAAGAAAAAUGAUUUUACGAUGAAAAUUUUCAAGUUUUGAGAAUACAUAAUAGUUCCAAAGAGCGCUAUAUAACCAACUCUAUUUCUAGAUAUUCCGUCCGCAAAGAGUAGACGAGCAAAUUUUAUUGUCCCCCUCUCCUUCCCUCUUUUCUUUCUUUAUGCUUCUUACUCGAUAUUAUCGAUCGCAACUACCGCGAAAUCAAAUGUCCGUCUAUUAACGUCUCUCGCGUUGAAAUUAUUUUUAGUUUAGGUCUUUAUCGAGUUUGGUCGACUCGCGACACGAUUUCAAUUAAUAUCGAUAAUCGAGUCUAUACAUCAAAUCGGCGAAACUCGAGCGAGUGAUAAGGAAAAGGCUUUAUUAUAUUACCGCGAACGUUCCGUAUAAAAUCAAGAAUACGAACCCAUUCGAUUAUUUUUUUUAAGCAAAACUAGCCGAAGGAAUAAAUAGGAUGGAUUAGAAAUAAAGAUGCACGUUUUGAUAAGCGAGAUCGGCGAGUAAGUAAAGAAGAAUUUAAGUACAAGUCCUUAAAAAUUAAAAGGGGAAGACCCGACAUGUUAGUAGAUUAUAGACCGGGAAGAAUUUUUCGGGAGGAUCCUCUAAGAGCUGUGACUACGGUGCCUAGACGAAAAUGAUAGAACACGAUGAUUGGAAAAGUCUCGAGACGUAAGGUUUGUCUUGGGGGGGGGGGGGG
Vespa mandarinia (Asian giant hornet) is the source of this 5318-nucleotide messenger RNA. RefSeq lists its product as uncharacterized. NCBI's taxonomy places the organism in Eukaryota, Metazoa, Arthropoda, Insecta, Hymenoptera, Vespidae. Gene Ontology annotation, biological process: G protein-coupled receptor signaling pathway. Gene Ontology annotation, cellular component: membrane. The record is from RefSeq and is a predicted model, not a curated record. Gene Ontology annotation, molecular function: G protein-coupled receptor activity.